Molecule: messenger RNA, 3500 nt
Organism: Nicrophorus vespilloides
Lineage: Eukaryota; Metazoa; Arthropoda; Insecta; Coleoptera; Silphidae
Gene: Tes
Exons: 3
Coding region: 222-3446 (1074 amino acids)
Molecular function (GO): zinc ion binding
Source: RefSeq, a predicted model, not a curated record
UCAUCACCGCCACUCGUCGAACAAGGGGAGAACUAUGUUUUUGCAUUGUGCUGCGAUAUGCAUUAUUAUGAUUGCUGAGGUUCGCGCACGAUCAGUGCUGUGCUCAAUUUGAAGCAACGACCUGUUGCUUGCUGUUGCUCAUCAUCGGCGGAAGUCUGGCAAGUUCGAAGACAGUCCAGUCCGUACUAUAGAGGAGAGUGUUACUGCCGUUGGUGAGGACGAUGGAUACAGCUGGGGCGAAUGCGGAAGAAGUGAAUGCGCCGAAUUGGCUUAGGGAGCUGGAGGCGAAAAGGGAGAGGAGGUUGAAAGCAAGGCUGGGCCACGAAGCCGGCGCCGGUUCUCCAUGUCUUAAAUGCCAGUCCGGAUGUCCAGGUCUAGAUUUACAUUUUUGGCGUAAAAUUUGCAAAAGCUGCAAAUGCGGCAAAGAAAACCAUGAUGUCCACGACGACGAUCUGCAUGGAUGGGCUCAAUUCCAAUUGUUGGGUAGCAAACCCCGAACGCCGCAAAGAUUUGUAUUACCGGGGAAGAAAGAUGAGGUGGUUUUGGAUUGGGCGCCGAAAGGAUCUAAAGAAGCUGUAGAAAGUUACUUGCGCGAUAUUCCUACAGAAAUGCUACCAAUCAAGGGUUCGAAGGCGGCAAAAGAUCGAAAGUUGCUUCUACAAAAACAGAUGCCUAUGCACGAUCUGGAUCCUACCCUCUGCGACGCAUUGACAGAAGACGAAACGAAGAAAAUGGGCGAUUACGUAAAGCAUCUCCAGGAUCACAGCGUCGGUGUCGGCAAGCUGGUUGCUGUUGAUGCUAAAUUAAUUACAAACAAAAUGAGCGGCCAGAUGAGCUGCGUCGAGGUGGCACAUUUGAAGCCGAUGAAUAUUAGCCAUGGCUUGGAGAAGAUGUCGAUAAAACCACGUAAACAUGAUUACGAGAAUAUUGAUGCAUUUGGAAAACCCAAAUUGGAGGCAGAAUUGGAGAAGCUCCAGCAGAUAAACGAUUGCCUAAGCAAUCCCGCGCAGGCUUUGUAUGGCAUGUUAUUAGAUAAAAGCAGCGUUCCUUUGAAAGAUCACCAUGGAAAUCCUAUAAAAACAACUCUCGAUUACUAUGGUAACCCUAUCAUAGAUUCCACUAUUCUAGAACUUAUAGGACCUCUGGCUAAAGCAGAAUACGCUCUACUCUUGGACAAGAAUUGCGCGCCAAUUUUGGAUUCUCAAGGAUUACCAAUCAAAAAUGUCAUUGCACAAGCCACAGAACCAGUUAUAUUAGAUAAAUUCGGAAACCGUGUCCGUCCACAGAUGGCCUUGUUACUCGAUGGCAGCAAAGCUCCGAUGAAAGACCAAGCGAACUCACCGAUCAAAGUUCCUUUGGAUGCGUACUCUCAGCCCAUUAUCCCUAGGAAUUUCAACCAAGUGCCUAAGUUUGCUAAAAUCUUGGAUAAAAAUGGUGCCAGCAUUAUCGAUCAUAAAGGGGAUCCGAUGAUAUAUGACUUACUGAAGCCUAGCGGAUUUAAAUUUGAAAGACCAUCCAAAUUUGCUAAACUGCUCGAUAAGAAUCGCCAUCCUAUUAUGCAUGGAGGCAAUCUCCUUGUUACGAAUUUGGAUCCAUUUGGAACUCCGAUCUUGUCUGAUUCUAUAAUCGAAAAGUUAGGAAACGUUAGACCGCAAUUCGCAUCCAUGCUGGAUGCUCAUGGAAAGGAAAUCAACGUGGAGAAGCCACUUGACGUCAAGGAUCCAAUCUAUGAUAAAUUUGGCAAAGAGAUCAGGGUCAAGUAUGGUUUGUUGUUGAAAGAUGAUGCACCGAUUCGGGAUGCAUUAGGAAAACCAGUGGGUGUUCAGUUGGACGCUUUCCGAAGACCGAUAAUUGAUUCGGCAGUUUUAGAGAAGAUUGGUUUCAAAAAACCUGAAUAUUCGAUGCCGCUUCACGCCAACGGCGCUCCGAUCUUGGACAACUCCGGCAAGGUGAUCAAAGACCCAAUAUUAGUGGACGAUAAUGCAGGUACUUUACAGAAAGGGUUACUUCUGGAUGGCAACUUGCAAGUUAUCAAAGAUCCGUACGGCAAAAGAAUCAAGGUAGAUUACGAUGAAAACGGAAAAGCAAUUUUGGAUUUGAAUCAGGUGAUCAACAAAAAGCCAGAGUUUGUGUUAGGGCUAAACGAGAAUUUGGGUCCCAUUUACGAUGAUUUCGGUAAUCCUAAGAUUGAUAAACUGGAAGUGAACAGAGAUAAAUUUGGAAACGAGAUUGAGCCCAUAUUUGGCGUUCUGCUCGAUGCUCAGAAGGAACCAAUUUUGGAUGCUUCAAAUUCUCCGAUCAUGGUUGAUUUGGAUGGACUUAAACGGCCUAUAUAUGAUCACAAUUUGAAACCCAAAUACGUAAAACUGCUCGACAGAAAUGGAGCACCUAUUUAUAAUGCGAUUAAGCCGAUUCGCACGCAACCGAAAUACGCACAAAUUGAUGGGGUUAAUGUCAAUUUAGAUGCAGCUUUGAAACCGAUCAUCGAUGAGAACACUCUGAACAAGCUAGGUAAGAAGUUGCCAAAGGAAGCAAUUUAUUUGGACGAAGCUGGGAAUAUAGUUUACGACGAUUAUGGUAGACCGAGGACCGUUGCAAUAGAUACAGCAAAUCAAAAUUCCGGUGCAGCCAGUGCCCUUCUAUUAGAUCAGAACUUUGCGCCAAUUUUGGAUCAAAACGAGCCUAUUAAACUGAAGUUAGACGCAGUUAAAAGGCCAAUCAUUGAUAAUUCUAUAUGCGAGAGGGUGGGCUUCAAGGAACCUCAAUUCAUUAUGUUCCUAGAUGAGAAUAAUGAGCCUUUAUUAGAUAAUUAUGGGCAAAUCGUGCACGAAAAGAUUCCGGAGGAGAGCGAUGUGAAGGCUGAGGUCGAGGUUGAGACCAAAUCGAAUUGUCACAGAUGCAAAAAGGUAUUGAAUGACAAUGCGAUCGAAAUCGAUAGGUGCUCUUCGAUGUGGCACGUCGAAUGCUUCAAGUGCGCCGGAUGUAACCAAAGUUUAGCGGAUUUCGUCUACUGCUACGAUGAUGAGAGCGACGACGUGUAUUGUUUAAGAGAUUACGCAAAGAUUAGAGGUAUUCCUCGAUGUAAUGCGUGUGAUGAAUUGAUUCUGUGCAAGGAGUAUUGCCUGGCACAGCACGAGACCUACCACGUCAAGCAUUUCUGCUGCUUUGAAUGUGAUUCACAGUUGGCCGGUAAUAACUAUCUCGUGGAGAACAAACAACCCGUAUGUCUCGAGUGCUACGAUAAGUUGAUGGCCGAUAAAUGUGCUAAAUGCUUACGGGUCAUCGGUGCAGAAGAGCAAGGGGUAAACAUAAAAGGAUCGCACUUUCAUGCGACAGAUGAUUGCUUCAGAUGCCAAACAUGCAGCAAGCCACUACUCAACAGUAAAAUGCUCUUCAAGGACAUGAAACUGUACUGUUCUUCCCCCUGUUACCAUAACGAUAAAUAAUAUCCUAUUUUGAUAAACAGUAUAACAUAUACAAUAUUUUUGUAAGGAGCUAGU